UUUAGAUGUGGUGUUUGUAUUUUUGUUGUAGAUCUUUUUUCUUUCUUUCUUUUUUCCUCCUUGUCCAUCAAUUUUGUUUUUAGUGUCACUCACUAAGACCAUAGAUGUUUGUCUUUUCUACUCUUUGACAUUUUUAAAGCAUUCUUACUAUUCAACCCACUUGCUUAUGUGAAGGACAGAAAAUGGAAGCAUCUCCUCAUUUUUCAGAGUUGCAGUGAGCUUCUUAUCCCUUUAUUUUUAACCUUUUUUGAAGUACUGGAAUGGGUCAACACCCAUAUGAGGAAAUCAGGUUUUCUGAAUUUCUUUAAAAAAGAACAAUACACAUAUUGUAUUUUGUUUUUUGUUUUUUAGACAGCUUACAUUUAUUUUGUUUUUUUUUAGUAUACACAUUACAUUCGUCUCUACCCUAUAUCACUUUUAGUCCCAAUGUCCUUUGCUUUACACAGACCUCUUAUCGGAGAUCAGUCCCUUUCCCUUUCAGGAAGAAAGGCUGGAAUUUCAAAAUUCACACAGCUGAACUAACCUCGGCCCAUGCAUUUCCAUAAAGUUGACUUUGGAGGAAAAACGCUGGCUCGGUCUUUGAAGAAAUUAUGAACUGAUGAGAAGUUAGUUUAUCUUUGCAGUGCAAAAGAUAAGAUGGUUUCUAACCUAACUACUAUACUCCUGUAUUGUUUAUUUUUUAUUUCUUUCAAGUGCCCUUAUGACAGGUUCUUCUCAGUUUGCUGUCAGUUUGGGGGUGCUACACUUCAAUUUGUCACUUUUAAAUGUGUCUCUAUAUUCUUGGGGGGGUUACCUGAAUUGGGUUAAAUUUGCGAUAUGGAGUUGUCCCGCUGGUUACAGGCCAUCUUAUUUCGUGCUAGAGGGGGGUAAAGGAGUGGGGAGGAGCAUCAGGGAGUCACAAGCUCCCCAGCUCUGUCGCUCCGCCCCCCGCGCGCUUGCUGAGGAUUGGUGGAGUGGGCGCGCUCAAAGCUGUCUUCCUGACCCUUCAGUUUGAUUUAAUCGGUGCUUGAGCACAUUCCCAACAGUGCUUUUCCGCACAUAUACAUCAAUUUUUGGAUCCACUUGAUGGAUUUUAUCCAGCUGGUUAUCUCUUCAGAUAUCCACUGCUUUUGAAUUGUUAACUGAACAUAUGGAUUUAAGAGCAGUCAUUCUUACAUGCCUUAAAGUGGCACAAAUGGUGUCAGGCAGACAGCUUAUCAUCUGUACUCCACCGCCUGCGUCAGAUGCUGGGUUAGAAAGACAGAAGCACGCGCAACAGCGAUGACCUCUUUAUUUCAGAGCUGUGGAGGCUUCUAGAUACAAAUAAUUAAACCACAGACUUUUCUCCAUUGGCCAGGACUCAAGAAAGCAGGCCAGGAUAAAGAAAUCAAAGUUCUAUAAAUAUUUCAUGAAAAUGCAAAAGAAAAGAAAAGAAAAGCCAUGAUUAAUACUUCUUCCCUUUUUCUUCAAAUAUGUAAUAUUAUUCCCAAAGAAAUGGGAUCAGUUCAUUUGGGCAAGAUCAAGCCAGUAACUGCCCUCCUGUUCUGUGAUUGUAAAAACUGAAUUGGGAAUUAACUGGAAGCCUGACUUUCCCUGGUACUGCACAGAUCAAAGCCUUUCUUCCCUCCCAGUUACCCCUAAAGCAUUCCUUUUGUUUUCUUUGAAAUGAAACAUUCAUUUGCAUGAAUGAAAACUAAGACUAGUAUUAUAGUUUUUGUUUGUUUAUUUGGACGAAAGUGCUUUUUUUAAAAAAAAAAAAAAAUUUAUUUCCAUAUUUUAAAAAAAGAAUGUAUUGUUUGAGAACUUUUACUAACGAUCUUGUUUUCUGAUUUUGUCUCUUUUGGUUUUUCCACAACUGAUAUUGUUAUUUAGAAGGUUUCAGGUGGGUGACACUAUUCCUGCGUAGGUGCCUGGCGGAAAGGAACACUAGGGCAGCCUCAGUCCUCUCCUCUUCUUCCAGCCAGCUGCGGCCACCACUCUGACAAAGUCCAAAAAUAUGGCUUGUUACCUGAAAGCCAUUGAGACUCAGCCCAACUUUGCCGUGGCUUGGAGCAACUUGGGCUGUGUGUUCAAUGCCCAGGGAGAGAUAUGGCUGGCCAUACACCAUUUUGAAAAGGCAGUGACACUGGAUCCAAAUUUCCUUGAUGCAUACAUCAAUUUAGGCAAUGUUUUGAAGGAGGCCCGCAUCUUUGACAGAGCUGUGGCUGGAUACCUGAGAGCCCUGAGUCUGAGCCCCAAUCACGCUGUUGUCCAUGGAAAUCUGGCCUGUGUCUACUACGAGCAGGGCCUCAUUGACCUGGCUAUUGACACCUACCGCCGUGCUAUUGAAUUGCAGCCCCACUUUCCUGAUGCCUACUGCAAUUUGGCAAACGCUCUAAAGGAGAAAGGAAAUGUGUCUGAAGCCGAAGAGUGCUACAACACAGCUUUGCGUUUGUGUCCAACUCAUGCCGACUCCCUUAACAACUUGGCCAAUAUCAAGCGUGAGCAGGGCUACAUCGAGGAGGCAGUUCAGCUCUACAGAAAAGCCUUAGAGGUGUUCCCAGAGUUUGCAGCAGCUCACUCUAACUUGGCCAGUGUGUUGCAGCAGCAGGGAAAACUGCAGGAAGCCCUCAUGCACUACAAAGAGGCAAUCAGAAUCAGCCCCACUUUUGCUGAUGCCUACUCAAACAUGGGGAAUACACUAAAAGAAAUGCAAGAUGUUCAGGGAGCUCUGCAGUGUUACACCCGUGCCAUCCAGAUCAACCCCGCUUUUGCUGAUGCUCACAGCAAUUUGGCCUCAAUCCAUAAGGAUUCUGGAAACAUCCCAGAGGCUAUUGCAUCUUAUCGCACAGCCUUGAAACUGAAGCCUGACUUCCCUGAUGCUUACUGCAACUUGGCACACUGCCUACAGAUUGUGUGUGACUGGACAGAUUAUGAUGAGCGGAUGAAAAAGCUUGUGAGCAUUGUGGCAGACCAACUGGAGAAGAACCGCUUGCCCUCAGUGCACCCACACCACAGCAUGCUGUAUCCGCUCUCUCACAACUUCCGCAAGGCCAUUGCUGAGCGCCAUGGAAACCUUUGCCUGGACAAGAUUAAUGCACUGCACAAACCGGCUUACGAGCAUCCUAAGGAUCUGAAAGCUAGCGGUGGACGUCUGCGCAUUGGAUAUGUAAGCUCUGACUUUGGCAACCAUCCAACCUCCCACCUGAUGCAGUCCAUUCCUGGAAUGCACAAUCCUGAAAAAUUUGAGGUGUUCUGCUACGCACUCAGCCCUGAUGAUAGUACCAAUUUCCGUGUGAAAGUGGUCGCUGAAGCUCAUCAUUUCACGGACCUCUCACAGAUACCUUGCAAUGGCAAGGCAGCUGAUCGUAUUCACCAGGAUGGAAUCCACAUUCUAGUGAAUAUGAAUGGAUACACCAAGGGAGCGAGAAAUGAGCUCUUUGCCCUCCGCCCUGCCCCUAUUCAGGCUAUGUGGCUAGGUUACCCUGGAACCAGUGGAGCUCCCUUCAUGGACUACAUCAUCACAGACAAGGAGACAUCACCUACGGAAGUGGCUGAGCAGUACUCGGAGAAACUUGCCUACAUGCCCAAUACCUUCUUCAUUGGAGACCAUGCCAACAUGUUCCCUCACCUCAAGAAAAAGGCAGUGAUUGAUUUCAAGUCUAACGGGCACAUCUUUGACAACCGCAUCGUUCUUAAUGGUAUUGAUCUGAAGGCCUUCUUGGACAGCCUGCCAGAUGUCAAAGUGAUAAAGAUGAAGUGUGACAACAACCAGGAAUCUACUGGUGACACAAAUGGAGCCCUGUCCAUGCCUGUAAUUCCCAUGAACACAGCAGCUGAAGCAAUCAUCAACAUGAUCAAUCAAGGCCAAAUCCAGGUCACAAUCAAUGGCUUCACUGUCAGCAAUGGCCUAGCCACCACACAGAUCAGUAACAAAGCUGCGACUGGGGAGGAGGUGCCACGCACGAUCGUUGUGACAACCCGUUCUCAGUAUGGUCUCCCAGAGGACUCCAUUGUCUACUGCAACUUCAACCAGCUCUACAAGAUUGAUCCACCCACUCUCCAGAUGUGGGUCAAUAUCCUAAAGCGCGUGCCCAACAGCGUAUUGUGGCUUCUUCGCUUCCCUGCAGUUGGCGAGCCCAACAUCCAGCAAUAUGCUCAGAACAUGGGUCUGCCAGGCUCUCGGAUCAUUUUCUCUCCUGUGGCCCCCAAGGAGGAGCAUGUGAGAAGGGGCCAGCUUGCUGAUGUGUGCCUAGACACUCCUCUGUGCAACGGUCAUACCACAGGCAUGGAUGUUCUCUGGGCUGGAACACCCAUGGUCACCAUGCCUGAUACCACUGUAGGUGAGACUCUUGCAUCCCGUGUGGCUGCCUCACAACUCAACUGUCUGGGCUGCCCUGAUCUAAUAGCUCAAAGCCGCCAGGACUAUGAGGACGUAGCAGUCAAACUGGGCUCCGACAUGGAAUACCUGAAGAUGGUCCGAGCGCGUGUUUGGAAGCAGAGAAUCUGCAGCCCUCUUUUCAACACCAAGCAGUACACAAUGGACCUGGAGAGGCUCUAUCUGCAGAUGUGGGAGCACCACAGUAAUGGCAACAAGCCAGAUCACUUGGUCAAACACCAGGCAGUAGAGGCUAGUGAAAAUGCUUGAACUGGAAGCAUACAGAAUUCUUUUCCCCAGCCAUUUUAAACCCCCAUCAGCACCAUAGUUUGAAUGGUCCGUUUCCACUCCAGCCCCUUCUUGUCGAACUUUUGUCUGUAUCGCUCUCCUUUGCUAUUAAUGGGACUCUUGUUUUCAAGGAGCCUACACGUUCACAUUUGUCACCCAUUUACACUGAUCGUUGCCUCUCACAUCUGCAUCUACUGAGCCAGAUUGAUCCUGAGACAUUCAGGCAACUCUUCUGAGACUCUUGUCCUAAAACACAGUAUAGGUAUUUGGUGAGCAUGAAAGGAUUGUGAAUGCCUGGCUUCCCUUCUUUUUUUUUUUUUUUUUUUUCCCCCUUUCCUUUUUGGUACUUGGAUGGAUCGAUGGAUUUACUUUCUUCUGUCAUUGUGCAUAUGGGACUAAGUGCAGCUUGUGGAGAGAAUUUCCAGCCGUCAUUACUUGUUGAUCUAUUUAUAAAUGGAUUAAGAGUGUUGUAUGUUUUUUUUUAAAAAUGACAUUGUUGCACCAAGAAAAUUGUACCUGACAUGUUUCAUCAGCUUUAACAUGCAAUUAUAAAAUAUAAAUUGCAACUCCUCUUUAGUUUGUUUUUAAGCUCCUCUCACAUACCUGCAGAAGUAGGUGUUCUAAGUUUCUGAAAAUAUGACAAAAUGAAAACUUCCAAAUGCCAACUUCAUUAAGCAAGGACUGUUUAUUACAAGGACUAUUUAUUAUCAGGACUAUUAUCAGUUCUUUACUUGUUCAUAAGACUGGACAAAUCUAGAUAAAGCAACUCCUGUUAAGUCAGCGGGGAAGACCUAAAUGUAAUUUUAGAUUACAUACCUUAUACAUUUUAUUUUAUUUUUUUUAAAUCGCACAAACCUGAAGCAGGCUGGUAAGUAUUUCUAAGCCAAUUUUCUUUGUUUUAAUUGUCUGUUUACCUGUAUGCUGUCAAUGAUGCCAUGAGGCCCUAUAUAUAAUAAAUAUUGAGAUGGCAAUCA
Oreochromis niloticus (Nile tilapia) is the source of this 5598-nucleotide messenger RNA. RefSeq names its product O-linked N-acetylglucosamine (GlcNAc) transferase, tandem duplicate 1 (gene ogt.1). Gene Ontology annotation, biological process: protein O-linked glycosylation. The transcript is spliced from 19 exons. The record is from RefSeq and is a predicted model, not a curated record. Bases 1976 to 4606 code for a protein of 876 amino acids. Lineage: Eukaryota; Metazoa; Chordata; Actinopteri; Cichliformes; Cichlidae. Gene Ontology annotation, molecular function: protein O-acetylglucosaminyltransferase activity; protein binding.